AUGUGGAAAUGGUCCUCCUUUGGACACGAGCUAUCCUUCUUGCAAUCCCUGGAGCACCGUAACAUCGUCAGGGUGUUGGCUGCUGUUCAGUGCCCGUCCUAUUUGGGCUUUGAGAUGGGGUAUCAUCCCACGGAUCUUUGCCGUGGGCUGCUUGAUGUGACUUACUCCGAGGCGGAAUCCAACACAAGUCAGCUCACGGACGUCAUGUGCUACUUGCACGGUCAGUGCGUCAUCCACGGAGAUCUCAAGCUAGGGAACGUUCUCCCAGACAGAGCCGGCGUGGUCAAACUCUGUGACUUCAGUCACUCUCAGGUCAUUCCCGAGGAUACAGACAAGCCCGACGGGUGGAGAGGCACCGACGGUUAUCUGCCACCAGAGUUAUACGACAGCCAAGUUCACAAUGCCUUCAAGAUGGACAAUUACUCCCUGGGCAUCUUGCUGUGGGCUUUGUUCUACGGGACUGCUCCGCGCGACAACAUUGACUAUCUGUACAAAGUGGAAAACGGUUCGUUUCUCAAGCCACAACACAAACACUGUCUUCAGCGGCUUCUGGCUCUCUCCCCGACACACCGAGCAGACAUUUGGGGAAUUGCUGGGAUUCUCAAGGACGAGGACACAUCAGAACGUCGCGUGAGGCAGGGCUCUUGUGUGUUCUGUGAGCUCCCUGAGUUCUUCCGACUCUGCUCAAGCGAACCAGUCAUCUCCAGACAACGGUUCUUCUGUAACGGAAUGUCCAGAGAGUGCGGUCGUGUGGAAUCAGUUCUUUGCCCCACCACCCCCAGACCCCCAGGCAACAUCCUGCUACCUUCUUCCUCAAACGGCAUAUCCUGA
Messenger RNA from Aplysia californica (California sea hare), 831 nucleotides. RefSeq names its product serine/threonine-protein kinase Aurora-3-like. Gene Ontology annotation, molecular function: ATP binding; protein serine/threonine kinase activity. Bases 1 to 831 code for a protein of 276 amino acids. The record is from RefSeq and is a predicted model, not a curated record. NCBI's taxonomy places the organism in Eukaryota, Metazoa, Mollusca, Gastropoda, Aplysiida, Aplysiidae. The transcript has a single exon. Gene Ontology annotation, biological process: intracellular signal transduction; protein phosphorylation.